Messenger RNA from Desarmillaria tabescens, 1788 nucleotides. RefSeq lists its product as uncharacterized. NCBI's taxonomy places the organism in Eukaryota, Fungi, Basidiomycota, Agaricomycetes, Agaricales, Physalacriaceae. The transcript is spliced from 7 exons. Gene Ontology annotation, molecular function: actin filament binding. Gene Ontology annotation, biological process: regulation of actin filament polymerization. The record is from RefSeq and is a predicted model, not a curated record. Bases 166 to 1788 code for a protein of 540 amino acids. Gene Ontology annotation, cellular component: site of polarized growth; cortical actin cytoskeleton; actin filament.
CCCCAAUUGUACGUCGGCAAUUCCCCGGCUAUCGAAUCACCAAUUAAUUUGAUUCUUGAAUCUGCACCAGAUGGAUCGUUGUCAGUAAACUGUCGUGCAUGGCAACCUACAUUCCUUGUUUUUGAAAAUUCCUCUCUUCGUUGUAUUCUGUAUUUCUAUGACCAGAUGGCGGACGAUACCCUAGAGGUGUACGAGACUAUCGUGGAUGUUGAGAGUGAUGUUAACUGGAUGUUAUACACGUAUACCCCCCACUUGUUAUCCCUCACUGCAUACGGCACCGGAGGCCUCUCAGAACUCAAAGCGCACCUCCACGACAGCUCCGGGAUAGGCAUCGCAUUUUAUCGGGAGGAGAAACCUGGCAAGCCUGGAUUCGCGGUUAUCAACUACAUUUCUCCGGGCAUCGAGGGCUGGAGACGAGAAAAGGCACUAAUAGAUUCAAGCCGGGUGGCAGAAGGGUUUACAAAGAGUCAGACUGCACACGGGACAUUGACCAUCGACCACCUCGCAAACCUUACUCCAACGUCGAUCCACCAAGCAAUCCUCAGCCCAGAUUCUCCACACAUCAUACAAACAGAACACGAGAUCCCGCUGAAACUGGAACCAAUGCGACGAUCAUUCACCGAUGGCUACGCUCCGCACACCGCAGUGCCUGUGCAGAAGACAGGGAGCAUGUUUUCUGGACUCAGUUUAUUGAGAAGGAAAGGGAGGAAAGACACCCACAACUUUGACGACGACCUCCCGCCCCCAACGCCACCCAAAGACAAUUUGCCCGCACCACCCAACUACAAUUUCCACCCUCCACCGAUGCACAGCUACUCGCUCGGUGUCGCCUCUCGUUCACGCAUGGACAUGCCCGAACGACGGAGGAGUGUAUCCGAGUUUGCCAUCAUCUCACACCAUGACCACGACCAAUCCUACUCUGGAUCCGACGAAUCCUCCGUUAUGGUCGAGCGGCCUCCGAGUCCCAUCGUUCCAGUUCCACUCGUGGGGAAGUGGAACCCUGCCGAGACGACCGUGAUCGCAGACCCUGCCGAGCGCGCGCGCAGAAGGCUGGUGGCACGGAGACAGCGGGAGAUGGAGGAAGCAGAGGCGGCGCGGGAGGAGGAGGAACGACAGGCGGAGAUACGUCGGGUGAAGGAGGAACAGAGGCGCGUGGAGGAGCAGGAGGAGAGGGAACGCCGCGCGAGGAUUGAGCGGGACAUGCGCAUGAGUACCGAAGCUAGGCGACGCAAGAAGGAAGCCGAGGAGAGAGCCGAGGAGGAGAAGAAGCGUGAGUUGGCGGAGAGGCGCAUAAGGGAGAGGGAGAAGCGUCUCGAGGAGCAUCGCCGGCUGGAGCAGUGGCGUGCUGAGCAAGCAAGGAUCAAGGAGGAGGAGAUCAGGAGAGAAGAGGCUGAGAGGGCCAAGGAGCGGGCCGAACGCAAUAAGAGGGUAGAGCAGAUGGCGGCCCGGGUCAAGCGGGAUAAGACUGAAAGCAUGCUCACCGGCUGGGCUACCAUCCAGAUCAACGACUCUCUUGUCUGGAGAAGGCGGUACUACAAGUUUAUCGGUGAUACCAUGUUUUUCUAUCGCAGUCCCAAGGACAUGAAUCAAGUGCUUGAUCAAAUCCAACUCCGUGGAAAGCUCAACGGACUGAAAGAGUGGAACGACGGCUACGAAGAACUCAAAGCUAUACCCAACUCUUUUGCUAUUGAAUUCAAGGACCAACGUGGGCCGUGUGCGAUGUUUUGCGAUACUGAGGAAGAAAAGGAUAAAUUGUUGGGUGUUUUGCAUCAUACCGCUGGACUGUGA